ACAGACCGACUCCUGAUUCGUGCUCGGGUUCACGCUGGUUUUUGAACUUCUUUUGAACACUUUUGUCUUUUUGUUUUUUUUGUUUUGUUUUUAUUUCAACCCCCCCUCAAACUUGACUCGACAGCGAACGACACCUCGUUCCCUCACAGUUGUUCCUGCCGUGGAUGAGUGCAAGAAGCGUGGAUUGUUAUGUUUGAGAAGGAGUCGGGAAAGCCACUGGACCAGUCGACUGCGACAGCGAUGCCUUCCAACAAGUACUCUGCUGCUAUCAUGGAGGAGAGCAACAACAUCACUGCUACUGCGGCGGUGAACGGGGACACGCCUCCGGCCGAGGGCCUGUCAGAGAACGACAGCGGCGUGGAGCUGACCAACGAGAACAGCCCUCUGACCGCGGCCGAGCCGCCCUCCCCCUUUAGCCCCAAGCAGAACGGCGACGCCGCCUCCCCUCAAGAUGGUAAUCAGUGCACGAGGGGAAGUAGGAAAAGGAGCAGGAAGAGGUCUGAAGAGGAGGAAAGUUCCUGGGACUCCUGCAGCGAGGAAAAGGCUUCAGGAGCAUCUCAGCUGGGCUUGAGACAGAGACCUCGACCAAGAACCAUCUUCCAGGCCGGUCUGACGGCGCACACAAACGCCAAACCUCGCAGACAGAACCGCAAACAGGAGCACAGCAUGUUACUGUGCGCUGGUGGUCCUCGGGCCGUCGCCAUCCUGACCGGUGGGGUCCCCGAGGCCCCGCGUCUGGAGCUGAUGGAACAAGACUCCAAAGACUCGGCCCAAAGCAGCAGCACCUCGUCCAGCUCCGAAACCCAGCCAGAGUACAAUGACAACAAGGGUUUUGGCAUCGGCGAGCUGGUGUGGGGGAAGAUCAAGGGAUUUUCCUGGUGGCCCGGUAUCGUGGUGACGUGGCGUGCCACCGGCAAACGGCAGGCCAGCCAUGGCAUGAGGUGGCUGCAGUGGUUUGGAGACGGCAAGUUCUCUGAGGUUUCAGCAGACAAACUGGACUCCAUCACCGCCUUCCCCAAGUUCUUCAGCCAGGCUUCUUACACCAAGCUGGCCUCCUACCGCAGGGCUAUCUUCCAAGCACUGGAGAUGGCCAGUACCCGGGCGGAGAAGACGUUUCCUCCCUGCGAGUCGGACAACCCAGAGGACCAGGUCAAGCCCAUGCUGGACUGGGCCAACGAUGGCUUCCUGCCCAAAGGAGAGGAGGGACUCAAACCCACACACAGCGCCAACAGUAACCCUCUGGACCACCAGGUCCUGGAUGUUUCCCUGCCAGAGUAUUUUCCCAGCGCUAAGCGGCCCAGAGUCAGCCUCUUGAAGAGCAAGGCCGCCCCCGAGGAGUCCUACUGCAGAGAACAAAUGGUGAAUGAAGUUCUGAAGAAGAAAAGCAGUAUAGAAGAGUUCUGUCUCUCUUGUGGAAAGAUGAGAGCAGCAACCUUCCACCCGCUGUUUGAAGGAGGCCUGUGCCAAACAUGCAAGGACGUGUACCUGGAGAUGUCCUACAUGUACGAUGACGACGGUUACCAGUCUUACUGCACCGUUUGCUGCGGAGGCAGAGAGGUGCUGCUCUGCGGCAACGCUAACUGCUGCAGGUGUUUCUGCGUGGACUGUCUGGACAUCCUGGUCGAUCCAGGAGCGUCUAACAACGCUCGGUAUCUGGACCCUUGGAGGUGCUACAUGUGCCAGCCGCUGCUGCAGUACGGCGUCCUUAAACGGCGGCACGACUGGAGCCUCAAGCUGCAGGAGUUCUUCGCCAACGACAACGGACAGGAGUUUGAGAAACCAAAGAUUUACCCAGCAGUCCCUGCAGAGCAGAGACGACCAAUCAGAGUUCUCUCCCUGUUUGACGGCAUUGCCACUGGCUACCUGGUUCUGAGGGAUCUGGGUUUUAAGGUGGACCAGUACGUGGCAUCAGAGGUGUGUGAGGACUCCAUCUCGGUGGGCGUUGUCAAACAUGAAGGAAAGAUCCAGUACGUCCAUGAUGUCAGGGACAUCACCAAGAAAAACAUUCAGGAGUGGGGUCCAUUUGAUCUGGUGAUAGGAGGAAGUCCCUGCAAUGACCUCUCAAUCGUCAAUCCUGCAAGGAAAGGCCUCUAUGAAGGCACAGGGAGGUUGUUCUUCGAGUUUUACCGUCUGCUGAGCGAGGCCAGGCCCAAAGAAGGAGAGGACCGGCCGUUCUUCUGGAUGUUUGAGAACGUGGUCGCCAUGGGCGUCAACGACAAGAGGGACAUCUCACGAUUCCUGGAGUGUAACCCGGUCAUGAUUGAUGCAAUUGAGGUCUCUGCCGCUCACCGCGCCCGAUACUUCUGGGGAAACUUGCCAGGCAUGAACAGGCCCCUGUGUGCCUCUGGGAUGGACAAGCUGGAGCUGCAGGACUGUCUGGAGCAUGGCAGGGUUGCAAAGUUUGGAAAGGUGCGCACCAUCACUACUCGCUCCAACUCCAUCAAACAGGGGAAAGACCAGCACUUCCCUGUCUUGAUGAACGGGAAGGAGGACAUACUGUGGUGCACUGAGCUGGAGAGGAUCUUCGGCUUCCCCGUUCACUACACAGACGUGUCCAACAUGGGUCGCGGCGCCCGACAGAAACUCCUGGGCCGGUCCUGGAGCGUCCCUGUCAUCCGGCACCUGUUCGCACCACUCAAAGACUACUUCGCCUGUGAAUAGUACCCAACCAUCACCAGCAAUCAGAUGUCACUUGUGAAUACACACCAGCUUUUCUAUUGUGAUACUGGCCUCCAGGAACAUCGGCCGCCAGCCAAAUUCUGUAAAGAGCUGGAAAUGACGCCCGCUCUGUCAGCCACUUUGGCUAGCAAAUAGCCAGUUUCACUAAAAAUCUGGGUAGCUGGGAAAAUAGUGAAAGUAGCUGUUAGUUUGUGUCCAGCCAUUUCUGGAUUCUGGUGAUAAUGAACUGCCAUCUUAAACACACAUAACACACACUAACACAGAGAUACACACAUACGGCAUAGGUGAGCCCCUCGGCUGUGGUUUAUCACUAUAUCCAAUGGUGUCCGAGAGAGGGGGGGGGUCAAAGGUCAGGUAAAAGUGCAGCCAGUCAGUAUCACUGAUUAUAUCAUCUAUAACGGAGGCCAGUAGGGUGCUUAGCCUCUCUGGAGGAGUUAAAGGGAAAGAAGAUGACACCCCCUCCUUCGUUUCGUCUGUUAACGUAAAGGCUGCACAAUGAUAUAACGUGAUGCUUUCUUUUAAAAUGCCCCUAGAGGGCAUUUGGUUUUUAAGCUGGCAACACUUACUAGUUGUAGACCACCACAGCACCAACGGUACAACUUUUGAAGUGGCUCCGUAUCAAACAGUUUUACCAAGUGCAGAACAUUUCAGAGGUCGCCCAUCCCUCCAUUUAGCCGACGAUUAAAAUGGGUGACAGGCAGGAUGCUGAUGCAGGCUGUUUAUAUGAACAACAACACUUUUAAGCUCACUUGAACCAAAGUCAUACGAUGGACAGCUGAAGUCCUGCUCCCUUUUUGGGCUACCUGCUGUUCCACUAGUCUCGGCGUAACAUUAGUAUUGUUUUUUUUAAAGGGGGGGGGGGGAUGGUUUUUGUAAAAAAAUUUCUGUCCAAAUUCUAUCCACAACUGUACUGGAAGGAAAAAGUCUAGCAUCUGUUUUUAACAAACAAAAAAUAAUGAUAGUUUUGUUUGCAUACCAUUACGACGUAUCCCAUAAGUCUUAGCCACAGAAAUACUGUGACUGCCUCAUGGGAGCUGUAGUUGCUAGAUGCUAGCAAACUAGCCUUUUAUCAUUGUUAAAUGUGUUUUUUUAAAUUUUACUAGACAGCGCUGUAGUAGAUUGAAAUAAGAAAUGUUAGUUAGCCUCAUGUUUCAGUUUUCCAGAAGACCAAUGAAAGAAGCCCUCUGCAGGAAAAGACACUGAGCACUGGAAUCUAGUGGACCAGAGACUAACCUGGAAAUGAGGCAGGAUUUUAGUUUUAUACUUGGAUUAGUUUUUGGGUUUUUUUGUUGAUUUUGUCUGUUGUAAAAAAAAAAACAAUAAUUUUACGUUUUGUCUUUUGCUUUGAGAUGAGUUCAUUUGAGCAAAAAAAAAAGCUUGGUUAAAAAAGAGAAAAAAACUUUUAUCGAAGAUUAUAUAAACACGUUUUUGUAUAGAUAGUGUGAAACUUUGAGUUAUCCUGUUAUAACGUCAAAGCGACAUCUCCCUGAGACCUACGUACAAAUACUUGAAAGAAGCCAAUGCAAAAACAGAAAUAUAGAGUAUGGGUUUUUGUCUUUUUUUUUUUCAACCAUUCCAGACGGCUGAGAAAUUAAGUCUGAUGGCAUUUAUCCUACUGUAGAUGUUUAAAUUUUUUUUUUUUUAAAAAACAAUUGUUUUCGCUUACUGUAAUAGCUGGAUGCCAGUGUCCCCGGGUGUGGGCGAUCCUGGUUGAAAAAACUUCCUUUGAAUCCAGGAAAGAGUGAGCGUCACUGUGUGUAAAUGCGGAUUUACAGCUGUUUCUGUUCCAGAAAGAAAAAAACAAAACGCAAUAUUUUUGCAAACUAGCACUGACUGCUUUUUGUUUAAAAGGAGUUUUUCAGUUUCCAGAAAAAUUGACAAGAGGACUGCCAUGAAAGACAUCUUAAUGUUGCUGGUUGAUACUUUACUUAGGUCUGUGUGGUGCACGUGCUUCAGUAUGCAGUAUGGAUAAAUCAUUGUCAGCAGUUGUGAGAAAACCAGAGUCUGAAUGCAUACCGUGUAGCAUACAUUCAGAGGAACUGUUGUGAGACUUCAAACACCAAGUUAUUGCAGUGAUUCAGAUUUGUAAUGCUCUUUAGAAAUGAUAUAGCUUGCUUUCCAGAAUUGUUAAUUCACUGGCUGGUAAUACACGUGUUCUGCCAGCGAUGACGUGUCGUGCUGUCGGCUCGAGCAUUAGCAUGUUCACCAGAUAGAGCAAUCUACAGCACAGUUGAAUUUGGUACCAAUUCUCUGGAAGUGACCAGUGGACUAAACCUGCAAAAACUUGGUGUAGUCCUUUGAAACAUCUUUUUUGUUGUUGUCUUGAUAACUGGAAGAUUUUCUAAUGCUGUUUGCUGUCACCAAAUCAAACUACAUGGGCAUUACCUCAAACAAAGGAGCAACUGUGCAUCACUCUUCCUACAGGAUCUCUGUUCUGUGAAUAUAUACUGUAGCUUUCUGCUCCCGUAUGCCCUGUAUAUAUAGCUUGUAUUUUAUCACUGGAACUGUUUUACACAGUGUUUUGUGUACUGUAUCAAUAGAAGGGUUUACAAGUGUUUUAAUUCUCUUGUUUGACCAAGAACUACAUCGGUUUUUCUUUUUGUUUGUUUUUUUUUAAACACAAAAUGCACAAGCCUUCCUAAAGAACUUUUUUUUUUUCAUGUUUAAAUGACCAGUUCAUUCAGAAAUGCAAGACUCUUCUAUGGUGCUAAAAAAGGCCCCUUAAAGUGCCACCAGGAACUUUUUUAACUUUUCAAGUCUGAUUUUAAAGUCAUUUAAAAAACCAAAAAGUAAUUGUUUACAUGCUUCAUUAAUACUGCUGAGUCUGUUGAAUGUUUUGCUUGAAAACAGUACGCAAAAAAAAGUUUUUCUUUUCUCUUUUGUAACUGCUCUUUUAGGACUUUUUAUAUUGAGAACACUUACAGCAUAUAUUAACACAGUAUAAAGCUUGCUUGAAAUUUGUAAUAUUAUAACACAAUAUAGGGCAUAUUAAUCGAUAGCUGUUUGAUAGCUUGUGUUAUUUAGAUCUAAGCCAUUUGAGUUUGUAUUUGUAGGCUUGAGUGUGAGUGAGAGCCGAGAACAGUUUCUACUUUUUUACGGUAGCUUUUUUAUGUGCUUUUACCAGAAUCACAUUUGAGGUUUUCUUCUUUUGUUGUUGUUUUUUUUUGCCUUUUUAUGAAUCUAAAGUGCAAAACCAUUUGGAAAGAACAGAUUCUGUGCUAUUUUUAUACUUCUUUUAAACUCUUAGUGGAAAAAUCAUUGAUUUAUUUUUUUUAAGUUUGUGUACUUCCUAUAGCAGCCUAUAUAUAAUUUUUACUCAAUAAAACGCAGCUUGGCUGCUGAAAACCAUUGACAUGCGUCCUAUUUGAAAUGCUAAUCCAUCUGUGUGUAUUUAUCUUAUGUUUCAACAUUCCUCUCAGGAGCAAAAGGUCUGUAAAGGUCAAUAAGACUGCAAGUAAUGAUUUUCAAUAUUGGUUAAUCCACUAAUUGUUUUUUCACAGACUUCAUUAAUUGGU
Molecule: messenger RNA, 6194 nt
Organism: Xiphias gladius (swordfish)
Lineage: Eukaryota; Metazoa; Chordata; Actinopteri; Istiophoriformes; Xiphiidae
Gene: dnmt3bb.1
Product: DNA (cytosine-5-)-methyltransferase 3 beta, duplicate b.1
Exons: 22
Coding region: 190-2661 (823 amino acids)
Biological process (GO): negative regulation of transcription by RNA polymerase II
Cellular component (GO): nucleus
Molecular function (GO): DNA binding; DNA (cytosine-5-)-methyltransferase activity, acting on CpG substrates
Source: RefSeq, a predicted model, not a curated record